Ctenocephalides felis (cat flea) is the source of this 1767-nucleotide messenger RNA. It is a transcript of the gene sca, whose product is annotated as protein scabrous. The record is from RefSeq and is a predicted model, not a curated record. The transcript has 5 exons. Lineage: Eukaryota; Metazoa; Arthropoda; Insecta; Siphonaptera; Pulicidae. Bases 1 to 1767 code for a protein of 588 amino acids.
AUGGGGAAACGACAUCAGGAACUGAAGUUGUUGGAGACGAAUUUGAAGAAGACCGUGGAGAAAAGUGAGGACUUGUUGGAUUUGAGGAACGAAAUCGAGGUUUUGAGACGUGAUCUUCUCUUGAAAAACGCAAUCAGUUCUCCUCCUCAGCAAGCUCCAAAAUCUUCCCAAAACGAUCAACUGACCGCUCGGUGGUUGGCAGAGAGCGUAAACGCUCUCCGAUCGGAGAUGUUAGAACUCCAAAAGACCAGCAACGCAUCUUCCAUUCUAGUCAUCCAGCAAAAAAAUGCCUGUGAGACCAGAUUGGCGGUCCUGAGAAACGAUUUGGUGUCGCUGAGCGGCCAAUGCCAGAAGGGAAAAAGCGAGUUAAUCGAGCUCCAGGAAGUAGUAAAAGAGGCGAGAGAGGACAUCAAGGAGAAUCAGCUAAAUAUUGCCCAGAUCGGUCUGGACGUUUCCACUAAAGACUAUCAGAGUGACAACCCACAUAGUUCUAGAAUCAAAAACAGACACAACCGAUUCUUGAAGAAGCAGCUACGUGAUCUUCAAGUCACCAAUAUGAAACUUGCAGAAAACCAACGCGAUUUGGAGAAACGCCUAGACGCCAUGUCUAACCAAAAAGCAACAGCUGAUGAAAUACAAAAAAUCCAAACCAAUCAAGAUAAAAUCCUUAAAAACAUGAUGAAUUUAACAGUGCAGGUUGGUGAUAUGGACAAACUGCGUGUAUCGAUGCUAGAACUAUUAGAAAACGUUGAGAAUCUUGAGAAUAAGCUGGACCGCACUCUGCCCGAAUACAAGAAGGAGAUCUCCAAAUUGGAAUUCAGCAACGCACAAAUUGUAUCUGAGCAGAAUCUUCUCAAAGAAGAUGGAGACAAUGUGAAGAAUUCCAUGAAAGCCAUAGUGGUCAGUUUGUCGAAUCUGAUGGACGCCAAGGACGUCGAAAAGAACGAUAUCAGAUCUUUGAAGGAUGGUUUGGCGAAGCUGGAAGCUGUCGAGGGACACAGGAAGGAGCGACUUGCCAAUAGAAUCAAUAAGGUGCCCUCUAAUCAUACAAAAUCCUCCAAAACAAAACCAGAAGUCAACAAAAACAUGCCAGAAGGAGACAUUCCACAAUUAGUCCAACAAUUGGAAACCGUAGAACGAGAAUAUCGUGACAUAGUCAACAAGCUUCCACGAGAUUGCGCCGAAGCUACAAACCAACAAGGCUUGUAUCUCUUAUCCCCCGGGCCUGGGCAGCCUAUAAUGACCCAUUGCUCUGGUGCCUGGACAACUGUACAACGCCGACACGAUGGCAGUGUAGAUUUCAACAGAAAUUGGGAAGAGUACGCUACAGGAUUUGGUAACCCUGGUGCGGAAUUUUGGAUUGGAAACGAAGCCUUGCACAGGUUGACAUCCGACAACUGCAGCGAGCUUAGGAUAAGGAUGACUGAUAUAUAUGACAACAUCUGGUCAGCAGAUUACGAUGUGUUCACAGUUGCUAAUAGAAACGAAGGCUAUCGCUUGAGAGUAUCAGGAUACCAGGGCAAUGCUAGCGACGCCUUAUCCUACCAAGACGACAUGCAAUUCUCGGCCAUCGAUGAUGACCGAGACAUCUCCAACACGCACUGUGCUGGCAACUACGAAGGCGGCUGGUGGUUCUCCCAUUGCCAGCAUGCCAAUCUGAACGGCCGAUACAAUCUUGGCCUGACCUGGUUCGAUUCUGGUCGAAACGAGUGGAUAGCCGUCAAGAGCAGCGACAUGAUGGUAAGAAGACGGCAGGGAUGUCACUGA